Messenger RNA from Lolium rigidum, 2352 nucleotides. RefSeq lists its product as uncharacterized. The record is from RefSeq and is a predicted model, not a curated record. Lineage: Eukaryota; Viridiplantae; Streptophyta; Magnoliopsida; Poales; Poaceae. The transcript has 3 exons. The coding region runs from base 1 to 2088 and encodes 695 amino acids.
AUGCCUCGCGUGCAUGUCCGCGCGGGCGCCGACAUAGGCAUGGAACCGGCCGCCUCCGCUGCGGCAGAAGGAGCCCCACUGGGCCAGCGCGCGGAGGUUGCGGGGCCAGUCCUCGGCGAAGACGCGGCGCAGGGACCGGGCUGUCCUCGCAGAGAAGGCGGCCGUAGGGAGGGGAAGGAGGAGGAGGAGGUCCCGCUGCGGCUGCGGCUCGGGAGGGCGAGGCGGCGGGCGGGGCCCGGCACGCCGGCACCCUCGUGGAAGCUGGAGGGCUCACCGGGUUCGCCGGAGCGGCAAGGACAGGCGGAAAUGGCUGCUGCUCCUGUUCCGGCCCCGAGGAGGAGCUCUGCGUCCGCUUCGGCUUCCGCGCGCCAGCUGGGCGCCAGCCUCUGGGAGAUCCACGACGUCACGCGGGAGGCCCGGCGCAGCGGGGGGCGGAGGCGCCGGAGCGGGAACGGGCCUGCCGGUGUCGGCUCCCAAGUGGAUAAGCCUCAGAGUUCAGGUGGCUUUGAUAGGAAUCCUACAGAUUUAUCCAAGGAUCUACAUAAGUUGCAUCAAGAAAGGAGUCAUGCAGCACAGCCUUUUUCACCUGCAAGUUAUACCAGCUCAACCAGGGGGUCCAAUAUAGACCAAGCUAUCAACCUAGGUCGUUCUUUGGAUGUCAAGGACAGAUCAAGGGUAGCAGGUUAUAAUCUUAAUACAUCAACAGAACUAUUGAAGGUUCUCAAUAGAAUUUGGAGCCUGGAAGAACAGCAAACUGCUAAUAUGUCAGUGGUUAAGGGUUUAAAAUUAGAAUUACAGCAGGCACAGGCACAUAUUCAAGAACUUAAGCAAGAGAGACGAGGAUACCGCCAUGAAGUUGCUUCACUAAUGAGGCAGCUCUCCGAGGACAAACUUGUCCGAAAAAAUAAGAAUCAAGAGAAGAUUGAAGGAGCCCUUUGUUCCCUCCAAGAUGAAGUAGCGGAUGAGAGACACCUUUGGUGGCAUUCUGAGGAUCGCCAAAGGAAGUCUGGCAGGGAGUUAUCUGAGGUAAAACCAGCAUUUCUGAAGGCACUUAAGGACCUCGAGAAGGAGAAGAAAACAAAUCACCUCCUAGAAGGCCUUUGUGAUCAGUUUGCAUUGGGAAUCCGGAACUAUGAAGAGGAAGUCAGCAUGCUAAAACAAAGGCAUGGAAAUAUUUAUGAACACAAGUUUGAUAAGUCUGUUCUUCAUAUUUCGGAAGCGUGGCUUGAUGAAAGAAUGCAGAUGCAAAAUAUUGAUGUCCAGGAAGACUCGCUGCAGAAAGCUACAAUAACAGAGAGACUGAGCAGUGAAAUCAAGGCUUUUCUUCUUGCUAAAACAUCAGCUAGCUCUAAGAAUAAUGUCAAAUGCAUGAAUGAUACUAGGCGAGAUUCUAGCUUACGUCGGCAAUCCCUUGAGUCGGUCCAUUUGAAUGGUACCACAAGUGCUCCUCAGGUAGCUGAAGAUGACGACGAUGAUUCUGUUGCUAGUGACCUGCAUUGCUUUGAGCUGACCAUGCAUGGAAAUGGCAACCGGAAUCAUCACCAUACAGGACCUCACAGAAGCGGCACAGCUAGCAUGGAUGAACCAAAGAGAAUAUCAGGAUACUCUUACAGUACAGCCGGUGAAAGUUCGCAUAUGUCGCAUGUUCCAGUGUAUGCACAGAAAGACAGUUACCCACAGUACGUCGCCAGAACUCGAGAAAACAACUCCCACAGCAGUGCUGGAGUUGCUUCAGCUGAAGUCAGUUAUGCCAAUAAAUCUCGAGGAUCUCACAUUGAAUCGUUAAAUCACAAUUUGGAGGCUCUUCCUGCUGAUUGUUUGGGCCAGGAAUCCCUUGAUCAUUACUCCCGAAGAAGUCUGUUUUGUGAAGGCACGGAUUCAGGGGAUUUAUGUAAUCUCCACGGUCUAGCAAGGCAACCGAACUACCAAUCAACACUUUCGGGCCACGAGAUAAUCGAAUGCUCGCUGGAACUGCCAGGAGGGGUGAAAGAGAACACCCUGAAGGCAAAACUGCUUCAGGCACGACUAGAGGGGCGGCAUGCCCGAUUGAAGGCGACAGGAGGUUCGUUAUCCAGCAGGAGAAAAUAAGAGCAUCUAAUGCCCGUGACGUGCAGCAAAUCAGUGGUGCAAUAUAGAUGGUUCACGUAGCUUGGGCAUCUUCUUUAGUGUUGGAUCCAGUAAUCCUGUACAUUGCACGCAGCACGCGAAUCCUAAUUCACCGAACUUCUAUGUAAAUUAACCUGUUAAUUCGUUGUCCACGGGGUGCUUGGGGAGGCCAAGAACUCAAGUUUGAGAAGGUUUUUGUGUAUGUAAUGGCACCUGCAUGCUGUUAACCUUUUGAUUUUCUUCUGC